Molecule: messenger RNA, 3447 nt
Organism: Tigriopus californicus
Lineage: Eukaryota; Metazoa; Arthropoda; Copepoda; Harpacticoida; Harpacticidae
Exons: 3
Coding region: 231-2351 (706 amino acids)
Biological process (GO): female meiosis I; male meiosis I; mRNA stabilization
Cellular component (GO): nucleus; cytoplasm
Source: RefSeq, a predicted model, not a curated record
UUCAUUUUGGCCAGCCUGACAGCUCCUCAUCUGGAUCUUGGAAUUUGGCGUGUGUAGUGGUCCCCCCAUCGCCUGCCCCGUUGGACCGGAGAACUUGACGAGGCCCCCAGGCUCGACCCGCGCCUACCCGGAACAACAUGUGAUAAAUCCCCCCCCCCUCCUUGAAAUCCCAAGGCCAGACUUGAACUGGGAACUCGACGCUCUUUCUCCCCGCUUCCGCUGGCUCUAGCAUGUUCAGUUGGCCCUCAUUAAAUGGUGGAACCGGGCCUGCGGCCUCCACCUCCACCCCCGGCUCCAAUGGGCCCCUCAAGCCCGGUUCUUGGCUCUGGACCGAUCCCGUGACUUGGGACCACAGUGGCGACCGGCAAUCGCCCUUUUUGCUCGGGGUUUGGGAGGGCUAUGAUGCGAACGAAAACGAUCCCAAUCGAUUCGUGGAUAACUUGGUUUCCAAAUUACUCGAGGCCGAGAGCGAUCCUUUGGAGCAUAUUCAGGAGGCAGCCUCCGCCUCUCUAUUCGGUUUGAGUCGACCCCUGGGGUCACUGACCCCGCCCGAGCGAACCCAAUCGUUGGUCCGUGCCCCCUCUGUGAUAUCGGAUCCCCCCAAAUUGGGUCUGGACAACUUAGUGGGUCAGCCAAGCCACAUCCGACCGUCUGAGAGUCCGACCAGUCGUUAUCGGCGCCUGUCCGCACUCAGAGACGAGGAUUUGGUCGGGGAUCGGAGCCAUGAAGGUAGCCAGACCCCAUGGCUACCACUGACACCCUCAUCCAUCCCACGGCAGCGACACUCGCCCAAUCCUUUGAGCAGUCCGGGCGAAUCGGUCGACCCGCAGGUUAAUGGCGAGUCAUCGCCGCCGUUGGAACAUUUAUUGGGCCAGUUGAGCAGCUUGCCCAAGGAGCAGUUUCUAGCCAUUUUCAAGAAUCUCUUGGACAACUACAAUAAUGACGCACCUACGCCCCCUGCUUUGGUCACCAACGACCCGCCAAUCAACCCCAUGGCCAAUGGAAACCCCGUAUUUGAGAGUCUAUCCGGUGGUAUGAGACACGCCUUCCGACCCGAGGCGCGAAACGUCAAGACCACCCUCUUCAAUAGUCCACCUCCAACCACAUCUCACGGCUUAAAUAACACCCCUCAGGCCAAUCUAAACCACGCGAACAAAAAUAAGAGCACCAAUUACAACAAUAACAACAACAAUCCGAUGCCAAUAUUGCCCAUCAACACCAAGGUCCCUCCCCCGAACAUGCAACACCCGCCCCCGGUGCCACCCACCUCGAAUGGUUCCUCUCAUUUGCUUCACCCUCACCACCUUCAACCACCGCAUCAUCGUCAUCUGUCUGUGGAUUCGGCCCCCGAUUUGCCGCUCCUCCCUCCGGUUGAAUAUUUUCGGAACAUGCCACCCCCCACGGCGGCUCCAUUAAACUUGCCGUUUGCCUCCGAAAUGGAUGGCUUCAGUGACCCACCCAUGGGUGGCCUUGGCACUAAAAGCUUGCCACCCUUCCUGCCUCCACAUCACCCCCCGCCAUUCAUGGGUUUCCCACCCCCUGUCCCGCCCAGUGGCGGCUCCAGUGCUUCGGGUGGAUUCCAUUCCAAUGGGUCAAACAAGUCAGUCAAGCCGGUUCGGUCUGGACCGGCCAAUGAGCUUCACUUCCGCUUAGAGGAGUGCUAUGAUCAAUUCAAGCAACUCGAAAAAGAGCGGAAGAAGACCGAAGCGGAUUUGGCCCGGCAUUUCCCGGGCAAGAAAGUGAGCUCCUCGAAUGCAACGCCUAUCCCCAGACUCCCGCCCAAUCCCAGUCGGGUGGAUCGACUCAUCUUGGACCACAUGCGAGAACAUGCCCGCGUCAAGACCUUGUUUCUUAAGAUGGAAAGGUUGAGAAAUGACAAACCCUUGAGUGGUCGGAUCCAUCAGUCGUUGACCUUUUGGAUGGAUGCCAUUUGCGUGGUCCAAGCCAAACGGCGAGAAGAGAUCGUCAAUUCGGCCGGACUCAACAACGGCUCGUUUGGUUCGAUCAGUUCCUUCAAUACCCUGAUCAAUCGCAGCGGCCCCCCGGCUUACAACUUUAAUGGGCCCCUAAAUGGGAUCAUAAGACCCGUGGAUGACAAAGAUAUCUUGGCGUUGGCUGAGGGCAUUCGAAAUCUCACCCUCGCGUCCCAAAGAAGCCGAACAUCGUUGUGGAGUGCCCUCCAAGUCACCAUCUUGUUCUCACUGGACCCUGAAUUGGCAUCGGGUGAGGCUCCUCUUUCGGAUGACUCUCUGCUAGAGGAGUUCGAUCCAAAUCAAUUCCAUGAUCUAAUUAAUGACGAAGAAGAAACAGACUCCGAAGAAGAGCCUCAAGAGCCUGAAGGUAAAAAAUGAUGGUGUAACUCUGCUUUACUAGCAUUGUGGUAGAAUUUCCCCCACCGUCAUCCAUCUCCUACGCCCGAUUAACAACCCACUUCAAGCCCUCCGUUGUAACAGAUGACAUAGGAAAUUAGCGAUUGUUUUCGUCGAUUCAAGUCAUUUUAUGCUGUGUUAUCAUUACCCAUUUGUGCAACCGAUGGGCAGUAGAGACUAUAAGAUAGGGAUGAAGAAGGCUAGAACAAGAAGCUUUUCACCCUCUCCUUUGCUAAAAGUUAAAAAUCCAACCCUCUAUCAUUGAAACUCCUCCCUGAAAAAGGAGAUCCUCCACUUCUUCUGUGUUAUACGUUCCUUGGGAAAUGUGCGGGUUUCUUUGUCCGGACAAAGCCGCAUAUUUGCUCACCCCUGUCAAAUCACGUCAUGAAAUGGUUUAGUCAAAUCCAUCCCUUAAAACAAAAACAAAAAUGUAAAAUUCACUCUGUUUGUGCAUCACGAUGAUGAUUGAUUACCAAAAAAAAAAAGAAGAAUAUUGAUAGAUUGAUAUAUUAUGUUUGCCUUAACGACCGCCCUAUUUGUCCCAAUUGUCAAAAUGCCAUCCGUCAUCUAUGAAUACCUACUUUAUCUGGAAAUUUAGAUAUCAAAUUAGUCGUGUGUGUUUGUCCCAGCCAAUGAAUCCUUUCCCUUAAUGCAAUGAAGAAUAAGAACAAAGAAAAAGAAAUUAAUGACUAACAUGAUGCUGUUGUACUGCAUAAUACGUAUAUUGUUGCUCUUUCUCCAUGAGAUAUGCUUGUUGUUUGGAAAUUCCAAUCUUGUUUGUGUUUAAAUUUGACAUGCUUUAACUCUGUUGUAAAAUUCAUCCCGAUAUGUCUGUCUCUGAACUUCACUAUGAUUACUUUGCAUUAAUAUUUACACUAUUCUCUUGCUCCAAAAACUUGUGUUCUUAUCUGGCUUUGAUUCAUCCCGCCAAAAUCCAAAAUGCAAAUUCAUUCUCACUUCCCCGACAUCAAGGCGUUUUUUGUCUUCAUUUUUUUGUCUUCUGCUUUAUGAAAUCAUCAAUAUUUUAAGUACUCGUACUUUUUCCUAACAACCUAAAAUAAAGACAAUCCCAGCUGUG